AUGAUUGGCUGGAUGUUGAGAUUUCUGGAAAAUUGCAAAGAAAAAUCGGAAGAAUUGAGAAAAGAAUCAGGUCUGGAUGCAGAAGAACUUUCAGAAGCUGAGAAAAGAGUAAUGAAGAUCAUUCAAAGAGAAGAAUUUUUAGACGAGAAAGAUGAGAAAUUAAGAACACUAAAUGUUUAUAAAGAUGAAGAUGAUCUCAUCAGAUUAAGGACAAAAAUUGUCUAUCGAGAAGACAGCCAUUUUUUUACAAGACCUGUGAUUCUACCUUCUCAACGCCAAGUUGUAAAACUUUUAACAUUUUCUUUUUCACAAAAGGCAUGA
Stegodyphus dumicola is the source of this 321-nucleotide messenger RNA. RefSeq lists its product as uncharacterized. The record is from RefSeq and is a predicted model, not a curated record. NCBI's taxonomy places the organism in Eukaryota, Metazoa, Arthropoda, Arachnida, Araneae, Eresidae.